Arabidopsis arenosa is the source of this 1462-nucleotide messenger RNA. The record is from the annotation of a GenBank genome assembly. Lineage: Eukaryota; Viridiplantae; Streptophyta; Magnoliopsida; Brassicales; Brassicaceae.
AAAUAUGUGCUUACCUCGUAUAUGUUCUCUCUUCUCAGGCUUAUUAAUUCUCUGCAGAUAAACUGCAGAAGAAAGAAGAGAUCCGAGCUAGAGCCAUAAUAAUCCCUUAGUCUAUAGAAUCACAAAGAAAAAAUGGGAUUCUGGUCAUUGUUGGAGGUGGCUUCUAUGCCGGUUAUUCAAGUUCUUGUCAUGAGUCUUGUAGGAGCUUUCUUGGCCUCUGAUCGUUGCAAGCUCUUCCCUGUUGAAGCCCGUAAUUCCAUGAACAAGGUGGUGUUUGUACUAUUUGCACCGGCUCUCAUGUUUGCCAAUCUAGCUCAGACGGUGACACUUGAAGACAUUAUCUCAUGGUGGUUUAUGCCGGUGAACAUGGGACUUACAUUUCUAAUCGGAGGACUUCUUGGGUGGAUGGUUGUUAAGAUUUUGAAACCACCUCCUUACCUUGAAGGUCUUAUUGUUGCAACUUGUUCUGCAGGAAAUAUGGGGAACCUACCAAUCAUACUUGUCCCAGCAAUCUGCGACGAGGACAAGAGUCCGUUUGGUAACCGAAGUGUAUGUAGAACCGUCGGGCUCUCUUACGCGUCUUUCUCCAUGGCGCUAGGGGGUUUCUACAUAUGGACAUACACAUUUCGGUUGAUAAAAGGGUCCGCAAUGAGAAUUCAAGCCAUAGAAGAAUCUGAGAGAACAGCAAUUAAAUCAUCCAAUAGCGACUUAGAGGCUGAUCAUAAGACCCAUCUCCUCGGUGCACCCGAAGAUAAGGAAAACAAAGUGGUAAAGGAAGAGACAGGGUUUUGGAGGAAAGUAGUAGACUUCCUCCAUGAGAUAUUGGAGGAACUUCUCGCACCACCUACACUUGGUGCAAUUAUCGGUUUCAUCUUCGGUGCAGUUAGAUGGCUCAGAAAUCUUAUCAUAGGUGAUGAUGCUCCUUUACGAAUAGUACAAAGCACUGCAAAACUUCUUGGAGAUGGGACCAUUCCUUGUAUGACUAUUAUACUAGGGGGCAACCUCAUACAAGGUUUACGUUCUUCGGCAGUCAAACCGGUGGUUGUUCUUGGAAUAGUCUGUGUUCGGUACAUAAUUAUGCCAAUUAUCGGUAUAGGCAUUGUACUAACAGCUGCGAAUCUCGGAUUUCUUCCAGCGGAUCCUUUGUUUCAAUAUGUUUUGAUGCUUCAAUUCACCCUCCCGCCUGCCAUGAAUAUUGGUACCAUGACACAGCUGUACAAUGUUGCGCAAGAUGAGUGCUCAGUGCUCAUGCUUUGGACCUACUUGGUCGCAAUACUGGCCCUCACUGUAUGGUCCACCAUCUUCCUUCACUUGUUAGUCUAGAGAACCUGCAACUCUGUAUGAGCACAAGAAGAUUCUAUCUCUCUACAACUACAGAGACCAUGGGAAAAACAGAUGCCGAAGCUCUGCUCAAGGGAUCUUACCAUUCUUUUUGUCUAUCACAUAAAAUUUGAUCAUAACU